AUGGCGUCGGCUCCUUUCUCGCGUCUCGUGCGCUUCGUUCCGAAAUCGAACCCAUCGUCCGUCCUCAUUGGCGAACCGACGGAUCCCGAUAUUGAUGUUGGGUUGGCUCUCCGGAAAGGUCUUAUCAUCGAAGCCGCCACUUUUUCUGGCCGGUCCGUGCUCUCUCCGGGACGUCGCACUGGGAACACGGAGACGAUUCUGCGCGUGCUCUCGCCCCUGGCCGCAGAGGAGGUCGGCACGAUCCGCUGCAUCGGACUCAACUACAAACAGCACGCCCAAGAAGUCGGCCUCGCGCUGCCAACCGUCCCCACCGUCUUCCUCAAACCCAGCACAUGCGUCGGCAACCCAUGGCCGGCCGCCACGCCGCUGCCGCACCUCACACAAAAGGAUGACUGCGGCGACUACGAGGCCGAGCUCGCCGUCGUCAUAGGCAAGACGGCCAAGAACGUGCCCGAGGAGCGGGCCAUGGACUACGUGCUCGGCUACACGGCGUGCAACGACGUGUCGAGCCGGACGAGCCAGUUUGCGCAGAGCCAGUGGUGCUUCUCCAAGGGCUUUGACGGGUCGUGUCCGCUGGGACCGACGCUGCUGUCUGCCGCGCUGGUACCCGACCCUUCGGCGUUUCGCGUGCGGGGGCUCAAGAACGGCGAGGUCCUGCAGGACUGCGGCGCAGACGACCUCAUCUUCAGCAUCCCAAAGCUGGUUAGCUUUCUGUCGCAGGGCACGACGCUGCCCGCCGGGACGGUCAUCAUCACGGGCACACCCGCGGGCGUGGGCGUCGGGAGGGAGCCCAAGGUGACGCUGCGGCGGGGGGACGAGUUUGCGGUGGAGAUAUUGCCGCAUAUCGGUACCUUGGUCAACGUGUUUGAGAACGAGGAGAGCUGA
This is a messenger RNA of Purpureocillium lilacinum, 885 nucleotides long. RefSeq lists its product as uncharacterized. Lineage: Eukaryota; Fungi; Ascomycota; Sordariomycetes; Hypocreales; Ophiocordycipitaceae. Gene Ontology annotation, molecular function: acetylpyruvate hydrolase activity. The record is from RefSeq and is a predicted model, not a curated record.